Diospyros lotus (date-plum) is the source of this 1486-nucleotide messenger RNA. RefSeq names its product coniferyl alcohol acyltransferase. Gene Ontology annotation, molecular function: acyltransferase activity, transferring groups other than amino-acyl groups. The transcript has a single exon. Lineage: Eukaryota; Viridiplantae; Streptophyta; Magnoliopsida; Ericales; Ebenaceae. Bases 1 to 1356 code for a protein of 451 amino acids. The record is from RefSeq and is a predicted model, not a curated record.
AUGGCAGUUGAGGAUGCAAUCCAUGGCAGCUAUGAAGUGAGCUUCACCAAAAAAACUAUCGUAAAAGCUGUUGGACCUUUGCCAGAAUCUCAUAUUCUUACCCUCUCAAACCUUGACCUCCUUUCAGGCCGCUUUCCAGUAACAUACUUCUAUUUCUACCGCAAAUCCCUUGUUGAUAACUUCACAACCACCACUGAGGCCCUUAAAUUCUCCCUAGCGAAAACACUCAAUCAUUUCUACCCAUUUGCUGGUCGAAUAGUCCAAAACCCAAGCACCGGUGAGCCAGAAAUCAUAUGUGACAACAACGGUGCUCUUGUCGUAGAAGCCUGUGCAAACAUCCCUCUCAACAAACUGGACUUCUAUGAUCUUAACCAAUCUCUUCAAGGGAAACUAGUCUCUAUUGAGCAGGAAUUUCCGUCGCAAAUCCAAAUAACAUGUUACACUUGUGGAGGAAUAUCUAUAACCUUCACAUUUGACCAUGCGCUAGGUGAUGCUAGUGCCUUCGGUAAGUUUCUAGUUACCUGGUCUGAAAUAGCCAGGGGAAAGAACAUUUCUUGUGAACCUGAUCAUGGCAGGUGUCUACGUGCCCGGUUUCCUCCUACUUAUGACCCCUGGGUAGACCAAGCUUUCGCCUCUUGCACCAUUGAAGACAUAAUAAAUAUACCAACAGCAAAUAUCGUGCUCAAGCGCCUCUAUCAUAUCGAUGUUACAAGCAUCAAUCGGCUGCAAAAACUCGCAUGUGUUGAUGGUAGCAGAAGAACUAAAAUUGAGGCUUUCUCUGCUUAUAUCUGGAAGGUUAUGGUUCGAGCCAUUAAUGAAAAUCAAAAGCACUGUAAGAUGGGAUGGUUAGUAGAUGGAAGAGCCAGGAUGAGCAAAAACAAGAACUCCAUGUCAAAUUACAUUGGAAAUGUUCUGUCCCUGGCUUUUGGAGAAGCAAGCAUGGUCGAACUGAAGCAUGGAUCUUUAUCAGAUAUCGCCAAGAUAGUUCAUGAGGCAAUUUCAAAGGUAACUAAUGAAGCUCAUUUCUUGGACUUAAUUGAUUGGAUUGAGUGCCAUAGGCCAGGAUUAAUGCUAUCAAAGCUCGUGCUAGGUCGUGCUGGACCUGCUCUUGUAGUUUCGUCAGGACGGAAGUUUCCAGUAACUGAACUAGACUUCUCUUUUGGAAGCCCAGUGCUUGGGACUGUCUGCUCCACCAUAGAAAGGAUUGGAGUUGGUUAUGUAAACCAACGGCAAAGUGCAAGAGGCGAUGGCUCUUGGACUGUAUCAGCAAUCUUAUGGCCAGAAUUAGCUGCAGCACUGGAGUCGGAUAAUGAUCGCAUUUUCCAGCCGAUGACUGCGAAUCUUCUUCAGAUAUAACCCUAUUCAACAACUGUUACAGAAUAUGAAGGGUAUAGUAAUAUAAGUGUAAGGCACUGUGAUGAAAUUACUUCAGUAAGAUAGGGACCACCCCAUGAUGUUAUCAUUAUAAAUAAAAUAUUUGUUUUAC